GGUUCUCAUGGUGCCUAAUGCGCCAAUGCACAAGAUGUCGAUCUUGGAGGUCCAUCUCUCCCACGUGCCGGAUGUGAGUUCGGGCAACGUUUUGAUACCGAACAGCGCGUCGCUAACGGCGGAGGGCGGGUACUUGAACCCUGCCUUUUACGUCAACAUUGUCGUGAAGAAGCGCGGCAAUCCCGACAGCGAUAAUCUCUGCGACAACCUGGCUUUCAAGGUCUCGAGUACCGGGUGGCUCGUGGGCACGUGCAACCUUUUCGCGGCCCCCUUGCAGGACGUGAUCGUCACGCUGCGGGUGAAGGACUAUUGGAGCGGGCAGUGGUUGACGAACGAUGAUACGAUGGUCGAGAACCGGGUGUUCUACAGACAGCCAUUAUUCACGGGCCUUUACGACGAGCUGGGGCUAUCGAGUGGGUCCACGUCAAUAGAGGACUUCCAGGGCGUCCCAGCGAACGCAAUCGAUCUGGGCUGUGUGCUCAAUCGCUCGACCCCGCAGCUGCUCCUGCUGGGGUCCGACCUGCCAGAUAGGAGCAGCUUGGAGAUGAACGGGGCGAUCUUGAGCGACUACUACGUGAGCAUCGAGCUUGACGGCACGGACAUGGGCUCCUUUUGCAAGGCCAUCAGCUGGAACGGGGAAACGAACCUGACUUGCGAGCUGGCGAGAUGCAUCAACGUGUCUGUGCUGCCUCGUAUGCCAGACCUGAGGAUGUAUCUUGGAGACUUGCGAUCGGCGACUCCUGCUACCGAGAAAUUCGCAUCGCCGAGGCCCGAAAUCUACAGCUUCGGCCCCAGCUUCAUUGAGGACGUUGGCGUUCGAAACCUUUGGUUCGAGGGCCGUCACUUCGGCGAACCCGAGUGCAAAGGUGCUGGUCUGCAUCCGGACGGCACGCAGCUCCUCGGCGAUGUCGCCAUCACAGUCGGCGAGUAUGCCGUCCCGUGCCACGUCACCCUGCACAACAACACGCGUGUGGAGUGCACCAUCGACGAGCCCGUCAUGGCAGACCGAGAUCUGUCCCAGCAGAUCAGCUCCGUGACUGGCCUGUACCCUCCUAGGAGGACGGCAUACCAGCCGGUCACCUUCCGCCUGGGAUGCUGCCUGCCCAUGUCCAACGGUGACGACUCGCUGCUGGGAGACGAUGCGCACGCGGGCACGCGGAUCGUGAGCACGGACGGAGUGCCGCUGUCGGUGGUCGAGUACCUGGUCUUGCUCAAGGACUGUCCGUCUGGCCAGGUCCGCGACCCGAGCGACCCCGUCGCCUGCGUGAAGUGCGAGCCCGGCCGCUUCGUGACCGACGACGAGAUUGAGGCACCGCUUCGAUGCAUGCCGUGUGCCCGCGGCAGGUAUCAGGGAGGAAGUGGCGCGAGCUCUUGCGCCCAGUGCCCGGCCAACACCGACUCGCCGGAGGGCUCGGUCUCCGUCCUGGCCUGCACCUGCCUGCCCGGGUACUUCUCGGAGUACCUCAACGGU
Prorocentrum cordatum is the source of this 1471-nucleotide messenger RNA. NCBI's taxonomy places the organism in Eukaryota, Dinophyceae, Prorocentrales, Prorocentraceae. The record is from the annotation of a GenBank genome assembly.